Molecule: messenger RNA, 858 nt
Organism: Rattus rattus (black rat)
Lineage: Eukaryota; Metazoa; Chordata; Mammalia; Rodentia; Muridae
Product: mas-related G-protein coupled receptor member B2-like
Exons: 1
Coding region: 1-843 (280 amino acids)
Biological process (GO): G protein-coupled receptor signaling pathway
Cellular component (GO): membrane
Molecular function (GO): G protein-coupled receptor activity
Source: RefSeq, a predicted model, not a curated record
AUGACUUUGGUUUCCCUCAUCAUUUGCCCUGUUGGGAUGGUGCUAAAUGCCAUAGUGCUGUGGUUCCUGGGCUUCCAGAUGAGCAGGAAUGCCUUCUCUGUCUAUAUCCUCAACCUGGCUGGGGCUGACUUUUUCUUCCUGUAUUCUCAGUUUUUAUUUUACAUUCUUGCUAUCAUUUCCUACAAGUACUCCAUUUCUUUCCGGAUCCCUUUCCUUUUUGAAGUGUUGGCAAAAGUUGCUUAUCUUUCUGGCCUGAGCAUUCUUAGCACCAUCAGCAUUGAGCGCUGUCUAUGUAUCAUGUGGCCCAUCUGGUAUCGCUGCCAACGACCAAGACACACAUCAUCGGUCACCUGUUUCUUGCUUUGGACUUUGUCCUUGUUGUUUGCUCUUCUGGAGGGGGUGGGAUGUGGCUUGCUGUUUAACAGUUUUGACCAGUCUCGGUGUUUGAGAUUUGAUUUAAUCAUUUGCGCAUGGUCAAUUGUUUUAUUUGUGGUUCUCUGCGGGUCCAGCCUCAUCCUACUUAUCAGGAUCUUCUGUGGCUCCCAGCGGAUACCUGUGACCAGACUGUAUGUGACCAUUGUACUCACAGUGCUAUUCUUCCUGAUCUGCUGUCUUCCCUUUGGAAUCUCCUGGCUCAUCCAAUGGAGUAGAACUUUGGAAUAUGUUGGAAUUUGUGAUUAUUUUCAUGAGGGACUAUUUUUAUCCUCGAUCAACAGCUGUGCCAACCCUAUCGUUUACUUCCUGGUUGGCUUUAUUCGUCAGCGCAAGUUCCAACAGAAGACUCUGAAGCUGCUUCUUCAGAAAGCAAUGGAAGAAGAGUGUGAAGACAGGGGUCCUUCAUGAAAUCCAGAGGAACUG